Messenger RNA from Bombus huntii, 3234 nucleotides. RefSeq names its product ubiquitin-conjugating enzyme E2 J2-like. Bases 467 to 1159 code for a protein of 230 amino acids. The record is from RefSeq and is a predicted model, not a curated record. The transcript is spliced from 5 exons. Lineage: Eukaryota; Metazoa; Arthropoda; Insecta; Hymenoptera; Apidae.
AUUUAUAAAUCGAUCAGCCAAUAUUUAUUAUCAUAUUAUAAUACUUGGCAGCACUGUUGCGAAAUGAAAUAAUUCAGUGCAUUUCAUAGUCAUAUGUUUUGUGUCAUGAAAGAGUUGCUGUCAAAUUUAGUGUCAUUCGUGAAUAUUCUGUAAGUGAAAAGGCAAAGAUAUCACGAACGAUUUCGCGACAAAUCCACUCUGUUUAACUUACGUUCUCGUCUGUAUUUAAGUUACCGAAUUUUGAGGAGAAUAUAACCUAUCUUUCUUAAAGUUGCAAAUUUCUUUUUUAUCAGGUUACCAGUUCAGUGUGAAACUUAAACAAAAGGUGUCACACUUGUCCCAGAGUCAACAUAGAAAAGUUUUGUAAAAAAUUGUUCAGAGAAAUAUAUUUUAAAACAAAGAGAUAAAAGAAGAGGUCAAUUGAUUAGAGAAUUAGAAAGAAUUCACAAAACAUUUUGUAUACAACAUGAAUAGGACAACGAACAGUGCAACAGCGAGACUGAAGCAAGACUACUUACGUCUUAAAAAGGAUCCUGUACCAUAUGUUGUUGCAGAGCCAGUACCCUCGAAUAUAUUAGAAUGGCAUUAUGUUGUGAAGGGUCCAGAGAAAACUCCCUAUGAAGGAGGAUUUUAUCAUGGAAAACUUAUAUUUCCAGUAGAAUUUCCAUUCCAGCCUCCUAGCAUUUAUAUGACUACUCCAAAUGGCAGAUUUAAGGUCAAUACAAGAUUGUGUUUGUCUAUCUCUGACUUCCACCCUGAUACAUGGAAUCCAGCGUGGAGUGUAUCUACUAUUCUUACAGGAUUACUUAGUUUUAUGAUUGAAAAUAGCCCUACCAUGGGUAGUAUCAAUACAUCUGAUCACGAGAAAAAACAAUUUGCUGCACAGAGUUUAGAGUACAAUUUAAAGGACAAGUUAUUCUGUGAACUUUUUCCAGAAACUGUUGAGGCAAUAAAAGCAGAAUUGGAACACAGAAAAGAAUUAGAAAAACAGGCAAGGCAUCAGACCACGGCUUCAGAAGUUUCGUCACUGUUACGCGAUCAAUUACAAAGGGAUCAAAGUCCAUUGUACAGUGUGCUCACCAAUCUUGUUGUCAUUAUAGGAUUCGCAGCAUUUGCUUUCACAGUAAAAUACGUAUUAUGGAGCGUUGCUAUGGAAUAAGUGAACGAAAAAUGAAUACAUAGCAUACUUUUCGAUAAAGGAAAAAGAACGAGGAAAGAUGUUGUAAUAACGAUGCGUGCAGAUCUUGAAGAAAGGUAUUAAAAACUGAUUUGGGGCUGUUUGUCCACAUUGAAUCCACACCACACGGGCGUUUGAUAGAUUUUUAUAACAAAGUUACUUGUAAAAUACGAGUUGUGUACUAUAUUCGCAAAUUUUAAAUGUGGUAACCGCGAAACUACGGUAACAAUUCCCCAAAGGGUUCUACCUGUGAGCGUUUAUCAUCAAACAAAAUGUCACUGAGUUCUUUAUCCAGUUGUAAAGAGAAAAAAGGAAGAAAAACAAAUCAUAACGCUGUUAAUUGAUUCGAAUUGAAUUUCGAAUUAACACCAUUGGCUUUCAGUCAAGUUCUGUUACGCGAAUUUCCAAAGCGUAGUUCAACUAACCUGAACUAUAAAUAUUUAGCGAUUAUUUGAACAAUUAUGUAAGUAACUACAUGGUAUAAGUAUAUAAGAAGGGGAUAGAGGGAAAAUGAAAGAGAUAGAGUAAUAAGGUAAAUUCGUGGGAGCUUCCCAAUGCUAUAAGUAAAUCAGUGAAGAUUCAAAUCUUGCUACUGCUUUCUAUUCUUGAUCUUUCUUUCCAUACAUCCACAACGGACUUUUCGCACGAUGCUUCAACAACAAAAAACACUUCCCGAAUACGUUUAAAAAUAAAUAGAAGUUCGUCUCUGCGAUGUGCCAAUGAGAAACUAAGUCAAAAUUUCUAACUGAAUCGAACUAAGCUUAGUAGAGAAUAGCUUGUGUCAUUGAUGAAACGUGCCGAUCUUGUAAAUACGUGUAGUAGACUAGUAAGACGUGUGUAAUAUCAGUUGAUAACAAAGUUAAAAAAAAGCAAAGAAAUUGAACAGAUCAGUGUCAGUAUUCAUUGUUUAAUUGUUUCGAGAGAUAAUUUUAGAGAAAUCGAUUCUUUGAAUAUACAUGUUGUGUGUUCUCAGCUUGCUCAGAAGUUUCGUUCGAAUCGGUUAUCAUAGCUUUAUUGGACGUAGUGUACUUUUGCUGUCACCCGGUGUGAUUGAAAAAAGGAAAAAAAAAUGAGAUUUAAUUGUAACUCGCAGAUUAACACAUUACGAUUAUACUUUACCGAGUAAUUAACAAUUGGUAACGUGUACGAAACUAUAUUCAUGGAAACAGAACUGACAUAUAAUCCGUGAAACGAUAUUUAUGUUAAGGAAUUGCGUCGGUUUUAUUUAUGGAUUAAAAAUAAUGUAAUAAUUUUUCUACACGAAAAAAGAUGUCUAUUUUUUGCUUCCUUGCUAUUCGAUAUAUUUGUAAAAAAAAAAAAAAACAGAAAAGAAAAAGGAAAUUAUUUAAAAUUUCUAAAUAUUUAAUGUACAAGCUGAUUAAUUUACUUAAUUUUAAGAAUUCAAGUAUUCAAUUUCAAUAUUUUGACAACAAAUUUAGUGAACAACCAGUGUAAUACACCCAGAAUAAUUUAUUAGCACUGAAAAUUAUGCACGCGAAUUUGAAAUACGAACAGAAUUUGAAAAUGAAACCUUCGCGCUCUUUUUCGUCAUGUCCUCGCACCAUCUUGAAGCGCAAUGUGUUUAAAAGCAACUUUUACGUUCUAAUGAGUAUUUUUAUAAAGAAAUGAUCGUUUUCUCUUCCAAUUGGAUUAAUUUUGUUCAAUUAUGGAUAGAAGAGGAAAUCAUUCACUUUUAGUUGUAAAACAAAAUCUGAAGUAAGUUGUAUUUUCACUUGUUAUUGACGUUCGUUAUCAUUUUCUGCCUCCACAUAAAAUUUACAAAUGUAUAUUAGUUACAUACCUUCUAUUCACUCGUAUACAUGAAAAACUACUUUUAUUUCAUUACUCAACGUGUAAAUAAUAUAUAAUUAGAAAAUAUAGCUACCUUAUAUUAAGCGAAAAAUUGUGGUUAUAGUUUAAGAUUGACACUUAAGAUGUCGUCGUGAUACAAUUUUCUGGUCAAUUUUUCGUCGCACAAUUUGCGCUUUGUAUCAUCUAUUUCCUUUUUAUAUACAGACAUAUAAUAUACUAUAAUAAAUAAGGAAAUCGUCAUCGAA